Messenger RNA from Drosophila serrata, 1305 nucleotides. RefSeq names its product glutathione S-transferase D7-like. Gene Ontology annotation, biological process: glutathione metabolic process. Gene Ontology annotation, molecular function: glutathione transferase activity. The record is from RefSeq and is a predicted model, not a curated record. Lineage: Eukaryota; Metazoa; Arthropoda; Insecta; Diptera; Drosophilidae.
AUGCCCACCAUGGAUCUCUACAACAUGCCCGGAUCACCCAGCACCCGUGCCAUAUUGAUGGUGGCCAAGGCAGUGGGAGUGGAACUGAACUCCAAAGUCAUUAACACCAUGGAGGGUGACCAGCUGAAGCCGGAGUUCGUGAAGAUCAACCCACAGCACACCAUUCCCACUCUGGUGGACAAUGGAUUCGCCAUCUGGGAGUCGCGUGCCAUCGCCGUCUACCUAGUGGAGAAGUACGGCAAACCGAACUCUUCUCUCUACCCCAAGGAUCCCCAGAAGAGGGCUCUGAUCAACCAGAGGCUGUACUUCGAUAUGGGAACUCUGUACGACAGCAUAUCCAAGUACUUCUACCCCCUGUUCAGAACCGGUAAGCUGGGAGAUCAGGAGGCUCUGGACAAGGUUAACUCUGCCCUAGGGUUUCUCAACACCUUCCUGGAGGGACAGGACUACGUGGCCGGCGACCAGCUGUCCGUAGCUGAUCUGGUUAUCCUGGCCACUGUCUCCACUUUCGAAAUGUUUUCGUUUGUCAUGGAGCCAUUCCCGAACGUGGAGAAAUGGUAUAAGAAUGCCCAGAAGGUUGUUCCCGGCUGGGAGGAGAACUUGGCGGCCAUUGAGCAGGCCAAGAAUCCAAUAGAAGCUAAAAUAGCCUUGAUCAACAUGACCAACAUGGAUAUCUACAUCAAUCCUGGAACCCCGGGCACCCGUGCCAUCUUCAUGACCGCCAAGGCUCUGGGACUCGAACUAAACGUCAAGAUCAUAAAUCCCAGGGCAGGAGACAACCUAAAGCCGGAGUUCGUGAAGCUCAACCCGCAGCACACCGUUCCCACCUUGGUGGACAAUGAUUUUGUCAUUUGGGAAUCGCGUGCCAUUGUGAUAUACCUGGCAGAGAAGUAUGGCAAACCAAAUUCGCACCUGUAUCCUAAGGAUCCCAAGAAGAGGGCCAUUAUCCUCCAGCGCCUGUUCUUCGAUCUGGACGUCCUUUACAAUGCCAUUAUCCCCAUUUUCAAAACCAAUCUUAUGGAAGAUCAGGCUGCCCUGGAGAAGUUUAAGGCUGCGUUUAGAUUCUUGGACUCCUUCUUAGAAGGCCAAGACUACUUCGCCGGUAGCCAUUUGACCGUGGCUGAUAUUGUCCUCUUGUCCUCCGUCUCCGUGGUGGAAAUGGUGCAGUUCGAUAUGAAGGAAUUCCCCAACCUGGACAAGUGGUACAAGAAUGCCCAGAAGGUUACACCAGGCUGGGAUGAGAACUUGGAAAGCAUUAAGACGUUGCAAAAGUUCAUCGAGGGCUUCAGGGCAGGAAAGAAGUAA